UGUUUAUACAACCAGUUUCGCCUCGUUGCACGCAACGCGCGUUUCUCGUUUUCGGUUAUCAUCUGAGUUUUCCUGUCUGUAUUCUGCCCUUCGACCGACCGACCCACCGACAAACCCUCCGACCGGCCACGGACUGACUGAUAAGAUUUGCGGACCGAUUUCCGACUUUGCUACCGGGCAGAAUGUCCAACGCAAGGAAUCGCCGACACAGAAGAGACCGCACGGACGCGCAGUACGCAGCGGCAAUGAUGAGGCGACAGCGUGUGCUGCGGGACCGCCUGAACCCCUUUGAGGAUUUCGACGAGGAUGGGCUGCAGCAACGGUUCCGAUUUGGAAGAGCGGGCAUAAUGUUUCUCGCCGACACACUGCGUCCGGACUUGGAGCGCCGUACACGUCGUAGCCGCGCCCUCUCUGCGGAGCAGCAAGUGAUCAUCGCCUUGCAGUUCUACGCAACUGGGAACUUUCUGAUCACUGCAGGCGACUACAUCCGCGUGCAUGUGUCAAGUGCUUCACGGGCUGUGAGGCAAGUCACCGUAGCGCUGGCUCGUCGAGCACAAGACUUCAUACGAUGGCCUGACGCUGCGGAGGGGGCAGCCUUGCAGCACAAGUUCUACGACAUGGCCGGCUUUCCUUUGGUCGUGGGUGCUGUUGACGGUACCCAUGUCCGGAUCCAGGCACCCCAUGUGCACGAGGAGGCGUACGUCAACCGCCAUGGAUACCAUUCCAUCAACGUACAGGUGGUCGUUGACGCCUCUUCUCGGAUUCGCAACGUGGUUGCAAGGUGGCCUGGAAGCACCCACGACUCUCGGAUCUUCACGGAGAGCACCUUGGCAGUCAAGCUGGCCAGUGGAGAGUACGACGGCCUGCUGCUUGGUGACAGCGGCUACUCCUGUCAACCUUGGCUGAUGACGCCAUUCCUGUCGCCGUCAUCAGCAGCCGAGGUCGCAUACAAUACGGCACACACGACGACAAGAAGCAUUGUUGAACGGACAAUCGGCCAACUCAAGCGGAGGUUCCAUUGCCUUCACGCUGAGCUCCGAAUGGCUCCAGAACGGUGCUGCGACAUCAUUGUCGCGUGCUGUGCCCUCCACAACCUGGCCAAGAGGUACCCCUGCAGGACACCCGUGGCCGCCAUCCCCGCUGAGGUUCCCGUUGAGCCCGUAGCAGCCAACCGUGCUGAGAGCAACGAGGCCCGAGACUUUAUUGUCAACCAUUUCUUCGGCUAAGUAUCCUGCUGUCGCUCGGCCCUUCUCUGGUACUGCUGUGCAGCCUCACGGGUCCAGCGCUGGUUGUGCUGCACAACAGGAGAGGCCAGUGUUCUCUGUGCUGCGUCGUCUUCAACUGUACUGCUGCCAGAUGACGAGGGUGGCGGCGUCGUCACCCUUCCCGUGCAGCUGCUGUAGUGACACGCAUGACCAGGAAAUUGUUUGAGGUUAAAGGGAUACUACAACAAAAUUUCGGGUUUCAUUUUUUGGUCUAUAUGUGUUCGAAGGAGCAGUAUCA
Molecule: messenger RNA, 1503 nt
Organism: Ixodes scapularis (black-legged tick)
Lineage: Eukaryota; Metazoa; Arthropoda; Arachnida; Ixodida; Ixodidae
Product: putative nuclease HARBI1
Exons: 4
Coding region: 183-1226 (347 amino acids)
Source: RefSeq, a predicted model, not a curated record